Messenger RNA from Rhododendron vialii, 2327 nucleotides. Its product is annotated as U-box domain-containing protein 13-like. The record is from RefSeq and is a predicted model, not a curated record. Gene Ontology annotation, biological process: protein ubiquitination; cell surface receptor signaling pathway. Bases 134 to 2113 code for a protein of 659 amino acids. NCBI's taxonomy places the organism in Eukaryota, Viridiplantae, Streptophyta, Magnoliopsida, Ericales, Ericaceae. Gene Ontology annotation, cellular component: cytoplasm; nucleus. The transcript has 5 exons. Gene Ontology annotation, molecular function: ubiquitin-protein transferase activity; protein binding.
AGCGAUUUCCACUCUCUCUGUCUCUCUCUCUCUCUCUCCCCAAAUUUAGCAUUCUUAUCCAAUCCCACCUCAAUUCCAGGCUUCCAGCUCUCCUUUCCUUCCCUAAUAUCUGGCCCAACCUCGUCAUACCGUCAUGGAAGAAGACAAUGCACUACUCCUGACCAAUCUAAUCGACGCCGUGAACUGGAUCUCCGCCUUCUCCGACUACAAGUGCGUGUUCAGGAGGCAAUGCCGGGACCUGUCGAGGAAGCUGAAGCUCCUUAUGCCGUUAUUCGACGAGUUAACAGAGACCAGAGGAGAAAUCUCGGAGGAGACCGUGAAAGGUCUGGUCUUUUUGAGAAAAGCUCUGGAAUCGGCUAAGGAAUUGCUCGGGAUAUGUAGCCGCGGCAGCAAGAUCUUUCUGGUACUGCAAUCAGAAAAAGUGAGGAAUAAAUUCCAAGAGCUGACUGUUCAAUUUGAACAUGCUCUGAAUUUAGUUUCGUAUGACAGGCUUGACAUUCCUGAUGAACUCAAGGAACAGAUUAAGCUUGUUCACACUCAAUUUGGAAAAGCCAAGGAAAGAAUUGAAGCCCAUGAUUUGCAACUGUAUGAGGAUCUCCUUUCUAUUUACAACCAGAGCAGUGAUGUAGAUACUCAGGUUGGCUUAUGUAUCUUAUGUGAAAAGCUAGAAUUAAUGAGUAUUGAACAGUUUAAAGAAGAAUCACUAGCUAUGGAUCAAAUGGUUGCAUCUAGUGGUUGGGAUGUGGAGCAAAGCAGAGACAAGAUGUCAGUGAUAAUGAAAAUGUUUGAAGAUUACGUUAGAGCCCCAAAUCUCAACAUCAAUAUUCUAUUGCGUGAGAAUUGUUCUUGCAGUAAUCAAGCAUGGGCCAACCAGAGCCCUAAAUCACCAGUUGUGCCAGAUGAUUUCCGUUGCCCAAUAUCACUGGAGUUGAUGAAAGAUCCUGUCAUUAUAUGCACAGGACAGACCUAUGAACGAGCUUGUAUAAAGAAAUGGUUUGAAGCAGGACAUGCAUCUUGUCCAAAGACACGGCAGAAACUUUUAAGCAACACCUUUACCCCCAACUAUGCCUUAUCUAGCAUAAUAGCCCGCUGGUGUGAGGAAAAUGGUGUGGAACCACCCAAAAGAUUUGGCAAUUCUUGGCCAGGCAGACCCACUGCCUGCUCUAUUGAAGGUGUGGACAUUGAUGCCCUCCUAAGCAAGCUCACAACCGGCAACAUUGAAGACCAUCAGGCUGCUGCAGGCGAAUUGCGUCUUCUAGCCAAGAACAACGGCAACAAUCGAAUGUCCAUUGCUGAAGCUGGUGCAAUUCCUCUCCUCGUUGACCUCCUCUCCACACCUGACACUAUCACCCAAGAACAUGCCAUAACUGCCCUUCUAAACCUUUCCAUUUGUGAGGAUAAUAAAAGGACCAUUAUGUCAUCCUCCUCUGUUCCAGGAAUCCUACACGUCCUAAAAAACGGAAGCAUGCAAGCAAGGGAAAAUGCAGCAGCCACCAUUUUCAGCCUUACCAUAUUGGACGAAUACAAGGUGACAAUCGGAGCUUUGGGUGCAAUCCCACUGUUAGUAACCCUACUUAGGGAAGGUAGUCAAAGGGGGAAGAAGGAUUCAGCCGCAGCACUUUUCAACUUGUGCAUAUAUCAAGGGAACAAAGUAAGGGCUAUUAGGGCAGGAUUAGUGCCUCUACUAAUGGCAGUUUUGAAGGAACCAGGUGGUGAAAUGGUGGAUGAGGCAUUAGCCAUUGUGGCCAUGUUGGCCAGCCAUUCAGAGGGGAAGGUUGCUCUGGGUAGUUUCGAGACGGUCCCGCUUUUCGUGGAGCUGGUUCGUAGUGGGUCCCCAAAGAGCAAGGAGAACGCGACUGCAGUCCUGCUCCACUUAUGCGGCGGGGACCAAGGUUGCAUCUUGGAGGCUUGGAGUCUUGGUGUGGUUGAUCUGCUGUUGGAUUUGGCAGAGAAUGGGACAGAGAGGGGGAAGCGGAAGGCUGAGCAGUUGCUCCAGAUUCUGGGCAACCCUUGGGAACAGCAUGAAGAACCUGAGGUACGAAUUGAGGUACCGACUGAGGUGCAAACUUUGUCCAUUCAGUUGCCAGUUACAGAUGGUGUCAAUGAUAGUUAAGGAUCCCCGUUUGCCUUCUCAUGGGAUUUGUUGGAUAUCCUUUGUGAUGAUCAGCCACUGUCGAGGAUAUAGUUUAUGGAGAAAUGCAAUGAGUUGUUCAAAGAGCAAAGGAAGUUAUUGGAAGCACAAAUUGUUAGUACCUGUAUGUCAUUUUUGUAUUGACCUCAAAUUUCUCUUGGCCAGGAUUUUUGUGUUAUUGAAAGUUCUUUGAUCA